This is a messenger RNA of Lachancea fermentati, 6051 nucleotides long. Lineage: Eukaryota; Fungi; Ascomycota; Saccharomycetes; Saccharomycetales; Saccharomycetaceae. The record is from the annotation of a GenBank genome assembly.
AUGGUUUCUAGAAGAAAUUUAACACACAAACAGCUCUCUGAUGAUGAUGAGGACUUUGAGAAACCACCGCACGCACCAUUCGUAUUAAAAGUUGAUCCCCCCGACGACCUUCGGGAUGAGCCACCUUUAGGAGGGCCAUCUCAAGAUAACACAGGAAACGAAUCAACUCGAAAAAGGAGGAAACACUCAAGCCCUUCAGGUCGUCCCAAUUUAAGCGUCUUAACGCAGGGGUUGGAGUCUUUCACAGAUGGAAGACAGUUUUCAGCAUCUAGCAUAACAAGUCACAUCAAAGAUUUCAUGAGCCCGCGACUUGGCAGUGGAGCGUCAUCGCAAUCAGAUAAUGGAGACAGCCGCAGCAGUGAUCGGGAUUUAAGUGCUAGUGAGGAUGAAGCACCUAGAUCAGCUAAAGUCAUAUCAGUUAUAGAUGAAGGUGAUUACCAUGACUUCAAGGAUUUACAGGAGGAGUUUCGAAACGCAUUGGGAAACGGUGAUACUACUUGGCUCCCAAGUUUACAAAAAGAAGAAGAGAACGCACAAGAUCGUGACAGCUCAGAAAGCAUUGGGGAGAUCUCCCCUGAAACUUCACAAGAGCCAACUACCGUGUACAAUGGCGAAGAGAGGCCAAUCGAUCAUGGAGCGGGAAAUGCGGAGACUAUAGAGUUAAUGGAUUUGAAAAGAGAAGCAACCAAAAAAGAUGAUAAUAUAAUGAAGGAAGAAGCAACACAAGCGUAUGUUAAGACAGUACAGUUUUCGGAGAGUAGCCGCGACAAUGUGGAUGAAUCCUCUAAUCAUGAAGAUUCCAGAACUGCUCAGGCUGAGUCGUCCGAUGAUAGAGUUAAGAAAUCAACUUUUGUACUUUAUGGGAGAUCAUUGGGCGUCUUUUCUCCGGCAAAUCAAAUACGUUAUAGAAUCGCCCAAAUUGUCCAAACAAAACUUUUCUCAGUGGUGUUCCGAAUACUUAUGGCCCUUUUCGUCAUAAUCUUAGCUUAUAAAACGUACAACUCUCCAAGCCAAAAUGAGUCCGAAGAGGCGGACUUUAAGAAUACUGGUGUUGUGUUGAUCAUUCUGAAUGUUUUUUUUACGCUGGAGGUAGUGGCCAAAAUAAUCGCAUUCGGGUUUUGGGAUGAUUCCCAAAUGUUUUACGCUUACGACAAGGAAUACAAAACAGUUUUAGAAACUUUAGGAAUUACAAAGUUUUACUCCUUCCUUGAAGCUAAAUAUGGAGAGGAGUUUAUGCGAAGACUAGUCCCUUUUGAUAUUAUCAGGGACCCGCAAAAUCCUCAGAAGCAUAAAAAAGAAAUGAAGAGCUCGUUGACGUUUACAGGUCGGCUUCCGGACGUUCCUACCGAUUUUCCACCCUAUCGAGCUUUCGCUCGCAGUAGUUGGCACAGAAUCGAUCUUCUUUCUACUAUUUGUUUUUGGAUUGCCCUCUGUCUAUCUUUCAAGAAUUUUGAUGAAAAACAUGGAAUUCGUAUAUUCAAGGCACUGAGUGCAUUGAGAAUCUUGAAGAUCACUAACACAGAGACAGGCUUGUCUUCAAUUCUCCGAAGCUUGAAGUAUGGCCUUCCUCAACUUAUUAGUGUCGGAUUUAUGCUCUUAUAUUUUUGGGUGUUCUUUGGAAUUUUAGCAGUUCAAAGUUUUCAAGGAUCUUUGAAAAGACGUUGUGUAUGGACUAAUCCGAGCGAUCCAAGCGACACGUAUGACUUUGACAUGCAGUUCUGUGGCAGCUACCUUGACCCGAACACAGGGAAUAAAAUGAACUACAUUUUCAGCAAUGGAGAUGAAGGACCAUUAGCAAAGGGGUUUUCUUGUCCUGUCUAUUCAAAAUGUAUAUCGGACUCCAAUCCUUACUCGGGAUCGGUAAGCUUUGAUAACAUUAUAAAUUCUAUGGAAUUAAUAUUUGUUAUCAUGAGUGCGAACACAUUCACGGAUAUCAUGUACUACACGAUGGAUUCCGAUAGCAUGGCUGCAUGUGUUUUCUUCAUUUUUUCUAUAUUUUUUUUGAAUAUCUGGAUGAUCAAUUUGUUAAUUGCUGUUCUAGUUUCUUCUUUCGAACGUGCUAAUGAAAUGUUCAAAAGGAAGAAGAGAACUAGACUUGACAAUAAAUCCAACAUCCGGAAGGUGAUACACUUUAUUAAAAAAAAGGCGCAUAGUAAGGAGUUACCAAGCAUUAGCAAAAAGGCCAUUAACUUUUAUGAAAAAGUAGAGUGGAUUUUUGUUAUUCUAAUCGUUGCAGAUAUGAUUAUGCAGGCAACAGCUACAUCUAGAAGUUCAAAUAGCCACAUUGAAAAAAUUUUAAAGUUCGAUCAGGCAGUCGCUAUUACUCUUUUUAUUGAAUCGAUUUUUAGAGUAAUACUUCAUUUUCCUAAUCUUUGGAGGUUUCUGCUCAAACCGUCGUACGUUUUUGAUCUCAUUGUGUCCAUAAUUUCUUUGGUCAUCACAUCUCCGCAUGUGCGUGAAAAACUAGGGGAAUCCUACUACUGGCUCAACUUGUUUCAGGUAGCAAGAUUUUAUAGAGUUGCUAUUACAGUUAAAGUCACGAAAAAUCUGUGGAAACGUGCUUUGGGUAAUAUUCUCAUGAUAUGGAACUUAUCCGGGUUUUAUUUUCUAUUCCUUUUCUUGGUAGCGAUUAUUCUUUCAAUUUAUUUUGAAGGUACAGUUCCUAUUGAAGAAGAGGAUGAAAACCCUUUUGCGAUGUAUUCACUGGCCAAUUCUUUUCUGUCACUUUUCAUCAUUGGAUCAACCGAAAAUUGGACUGACAUUCUCUAUAAAUUACAGGAAAAUGCUCCGAAUACUUCCUCACAGUUUUUUGGAUCCACUCUUCUAAUCAUCUGGUUCUUUUUGGCCAAUUUUGUUGUGUUGAAUAUUUUCAUCGCAUUGAUUGCUGAGAGCUUAGAUGUAAAUGAAGAAAACAAACGACCACUUCAAAUAAGACAUUACCUAAAAAAUGUUUACCCGAAAAAGAUUAAAGAGUAUACCAGCUCCACGUUAGUUACUCGAAUGAAAAGGCUACUCUUCAGGCGUGGUUCAAAAAGAAACAGUAAUGAUCAUAACGCCGAUUCUAGAGAUUUCCGACAGUUCUUAUUUCGAGGAACAGCUAUAGUGAGUAUUGCUAAAGAUUACGAGAAAAUCUCUGAGAAAUUAAAUGAUAAUGAUGACAUUGAAAUCGUUAGUCAUACAUGGCUCAAAUCGGUAAAAAGAGCUUUUUUAAAGCUGAAAGUUGUCCAAAAUUUUACAGAAAAUCCAUUCUACAAAAAACCUGAGAUCUUAUAUUCUGAAACCGUGGAUUCAUUAGGUUCCAAAAAAUUCUCUUUGAGAUUGAAUGAAUUUGAAGAAGAAAAGCUGCAAUAUCUCAAGGAACACCCCUUCUAUAAUAACUCUUACUUCAUCUUCGCUCCCAACCAUAUGUUUAGAAGGUUUUGUCAGAGUCUUGUUUCACCCAGUGUUGGUAAAAGAACUGACGGGAAGAGGUUUCUUGAAAAUGAGUCGAACGACUACACGAGACAUAGCAACCUAAUGAGUUUAAAACGAGACCUUUUUACUGCGUUUAUAUCGCUGACUACAUUUCUGUUAGUCAUCUUUUCCUGCUACAUUACGCCACUCUACCGGAUGGAACAUUCAACGGAAACAUUGAAUUGGACAUCAUACUGUGAAAUUACUUUUGUUACAAUCUUUUCGCUUGAAUUUGUUAUUAAAACGGUAGCCGAUGGCUUGAUUCACACACCGAAUGCAUAUUUAAGAAAUCCCUGGAACUGUAUUGAUCUCAUAGUAUUGUUUUCGCUACGAGUGGAUUUCAUUUCAGACGGUAAGGAAGACAAAGGUGUUUCAAGGGUUUUUAGAGGAUUGACGGCAUUGAGGGCUUUGAGAUGUCUAACCAUCAGCAAGACAGCUAGAGCAAUAUUCAAUCAGGUUCUCUUUGACGGAUUUGGAAAAAUCAUCGGUGCAGCGAUCAUAUCUUUGAGUUUACUAUUUCCAUUUGCUGUGUGGGGUCUGGGACUCUUCAGGGGUCGUUUGGGCGUAUGCAACGACAGCGUCAAUCUGACUAGUUGUUAUAACGAGUACACGAAUACCGUGUUUAAGUGGGAUAUUUUGAUGCCUCGUGUUUAUGAUGAGCCUUACCUUUAUAUGAAUUCAUUUUCGAGUGCGUUUCGAUCAUUAUAUGAAAUUGUGUCGCUUGAGGGAUGGGUAGAUCUUCUACAGAACAGUAUGGCCAGCACAGGUAUUGGAACAGUACCUGAAACAUUUGCAACUCCUCAGAAUGGAAUCUUUUUUGUCCUCUUCAAUUUCUUGAGUAUGGUCUUCAUUCUGACCUUGUUUAUAUCGUUCAUUAUAAGCAAUCAUACCAAGAGAACAGGAAGUGCCUUUUACACCAUUGAAGAGAAGUCAUGGCUUGAAGUCCAAAAGCUACUCUCUCAAGCAAAACCAGAGGCAACCCCGGACAUAAUUCAUAUGGGCAGAGUUCGACUCUUUCUUUACAGAGUAGCUGUUGAAAAGAAGAGCUUCCUUUACGCCAUAUUCUUGCAACUCAUCCUUUGCCUUCACAUUUUCACUCUUUUAUUGACAAAUUAUAAUGGAGAGAGCACCAUGAGGACCUAUCAGAAUGUAUUUUUCAUGUUCUCAUCGUCUGUUUUCACACUACAUGAAUGCUUUUACCUUUAUGCCUUGGGAUUUCGGCUUUGGUCAUCAAGAAAGUGGAAUAUCUUUAGGUUUUUUGUGGUUACAAUGUCCGCUUCAUUGAGACUUACGAACUUCUUCUUCAAGAUGAGCAUAGCAGGAUUCACAAACGUGGUGGAUUUCUUCCAGCUUACUGUAUUUUUGUUCGUCAUUCCGCAGAACGAUACACUCAGUGAACUGAUCAGCACUGCAAUGGCAAGUUUACCUUCUAUGCUCUCUCUAAUAUACACCUGGGGAAUUCUUUUCUUGGUUUAUUCCAUUGCCAUGAAUCAAAUUUUUGGCUUAACCAGGCUGGGUCCUAAUACAAGUGACAAUAUAAAUUUCAGAACUGUGACCAAGAGUAUGAUCGUUCUAUUUCGUUGCAGUUUUGGAGAAGGCUGGAAUUAUAUAAUGAAUGACCUAACUGUCAGCUCUCCGUUUUGUUACGUUGAUGAAGAAUCUGGACAUAGUGACUGUGGCUCCAAAGCAUAUGCUUACGUUUUAUUAAUGUCAUGGAACCUACUCUCCAUGUACAUAUUCCUAAACAUGUUUAUCUCUCUCAUUCUUGAGAAUUUCAGCUAUUUGUACCACGGAGGAUCAGGUUCAAAAUCAGUGGCAAGUAGGGAGGAGAUUAGAAAAUUCAAGAAUUCUUGGAAGAAGUUCGAUCCUGAUGGUGUCGGACAGAUAGACAUCGCCUUCCUUCCCAAACUCAUGCACUCCUUCGAUGGUCCAUUGUCCUUCAAAAUAUGGGAAGGGCGCCUGUCUGUUAAAAACCUGGUCAAUAAGUAUUUUGAAGUGAACCCGUUAGACCCUUACGAUGUCAAAGUUGAUUUAGCCGGCCUAAACGACGAAUUAAUGAGCAUCGAUAAAAGGAAGAUUAUAGAGAAGAAACAGCAAUACAGAAGAUUUAUACAGGAAGUCACUCACAAUAACGCAUAUCAUAGUGGAAUAAGAUUCUCUAGCAUCAUCCAACAAAUUCCGUUGUACACUAGUUAUAAUCCUCGUGAGUGUCUCGGCAUUGAUGAUUACGUGCGUCGAUUAUAUACUAUGGGAAAAGUGGAUAAGUUUUUGGAAAACCAAAGAAACGUCGAUGUCCUCCAAAUGGUGGUUACCCGCUGGAAGUUUUUAUCUCAAAGACGUUCAAUGCCAACAGAAAGAUCUAUCAAUCCAUUUGGAGAUGAAUUUGGAGUAUCUUCAAGAUCCGAAACCUUUCAAGUUAGCAAAAUAAUUCCCCGUGAGUUUGAAAUUCCACAUACUCCAACAUUUGAUUAUGGUGAAAAUCAUUUUAGAUGGUCUCCUCAUGUACCACUUCAAAGUGAAGGUGGCGUUGAGAGACGUGCAUUGCUCUCAUACCCACCCUACGAUAGUGACAGCUCAAGUGCACAGUUAAGCUCUUAG